UUAUCCGUCUUCGCCUCCACUUCCUGUGUUGUAGGUCCCCCUCCCCUGGCCUCAGUUUCCCCGGCCAUUCAAUAGGAGUAACCUCUGGAUUUCUUUGGGGGCGGAGAAGGGGCGUUGCUUCCAAAGGAGACCCUCUUCUCACCGCACCCCUCCCGGGCGGUGGCGAUCGCCGGGAGGGCCCUCGCAGGCCAGUGGCCGGGCGGCGGCCCGGCGGCGUCACUGUCACAGUCAGGGGAGGAGGCAAGGUCGCAGUCUGAGGCCCCCGCCUGGCCUCGGGCGGCGCUGCCGCGGCCUCGCCAACCGCCGGACCCCGCCCGGUGAGCCGCGCACCCGGGCGCAGCGGUGCCCACACUGGAGGCCGGGCGGCGGCGGGGGCGGCUCCAUGCGGUACACGUGUGGCGACGCGAUCGCGGGCCAGGUGAGCCGGUGCCAUGGGGCAGGCGGGCUGCAAGGGGCUCUACCAGUCGCUCUUCGACUACAAGACCGAGAAGUACGUCAUCGCCAAGAAUAAGAAGGUGGGCCUGCUCUACCGGCUGCUGCAGGUCUCCAUCCUGACCUACCUGGUGGUCUGGGUGUUCCUGGUGAAGAAGUGUUACCAAGACACGGACACAUCCCUGCAGAGCAGCAUCAUCACCAAAGUCAAGGGUGUGACCUUCACCAACACCUCAGAGCUUGGGGAGCGGCUCUGGGAUGUUGCCGACUAUGUCAUCCCACCCCAGGGAGAGAAUGUCUUCUUUGUAAUCACCAACCUGGUCGUGACCCCCAACCAGCGGCAGGAAACCUGUGCCGAGAGUGAAAGCAUUCCGGAUGCCUUGUGCUAUGAGGACAGCGACUGCCCUCCUGGGGAGCCUGUUGUGGCUGGAAACGGAGUGAGGACUGGCCGCUGCCUGCGGGCGGGGAGCGAGCAAAAGGGCACCUGUGAGAUCUUCGCCUGGUGCCCGGUGGAGACAAAGUCCAGGCCAGCGAAGCCAGUCCUGGGCGAAGCUGAAGACUUCACUGUUUACAUAAAGAACUUCAUUCGUUUCCCCAAAUUCAACUUCUCCAAGACAAAUGUGCUGGACACCACAGACAGAGCUUUCCUGAAGUCCUGUAAAUUUGGCCCCAAGGACCCCUACUGCCCCAUCUUCCGACUUGGGUCUGUGGUCAGCUGGACGGGGAGCAGCUUCCAGGAGAUAGCUGUGCAGGGUGGUGUGAUAGGAAUUCAGAUUGAAUGGGACUGUGAUCUUGAUAGAGCUCCCUCUGAAUGUUACCCUCGCUAUUAUUUUAACCGUCUGGACAACAGAUUUUCAGAAAACUCUCUUUCUUCUGGGUACAACUUCAGGUUUGCCAAGUAUUACCGAGACGCAGCUGGGGUGGAGCUCCGCACGCUGUUUAAAGCCUACGGGAUCCGCUUUGAUGUGAUGGUGAACGGCAAGGCAGGGAAGUUCAACAUCAUCCCCACAGUCAUCAACGUGGGCUCAGGGGUGGCGCUCAUGGGUGUGGUAACUUCCCGAGACAGGGGCCAUCUUCAGACAUCACUUUCUUAUGAUGGGGGUAAAUCAGAACACAGGCAUCUGGGGACACACUUGUGAAAUGAAGGUCUGGCCACCAGGGGAAUGGAAAGGUGAAUGUGGAGCAGCUGCAGAACCUGCAGACCGUGGAGGCAUAGCCAGAGCUGUUGGCUGACAGCAGAUUUGGUGAAGAUUUGAGGGCAGAACUGCCCACAGCUCUGAACUGGAAAGAGUCAUCGUCAUCCACAUGGGACGGGGCUUCCAGGCACAGCCCGCUCUCCUGCACUUUGGGAUCCUGCUACAAGCUUUUUGUUGUGUGUGUGCGGAGGGGAGCCUCCCAGUGGCCACAGUGGCUCAUGCAGAAGAGGCCCUGGGGAGGGGAAGGGUGGAGGGCAGGCCAAGGGCCUAGAGUGUUUUCAUUUUUCCUGAGAACUUAGUAGGGCAUUCAGUUAUUCAUUCACAUAACAAACACUGAUGCCUGCUGCGGGCUGGGCCCUGUCCAAAAGAUGCUUGAAUGAGACACUGACCUGGCCCCCAGGGAGGGGGCAUGCAUGUAAUUCCCUUCAGAGCCGACAGACAUGACAGCUGGGCCCAGGACUCUGGCCUUCCUCCAGCCUCUGAGACCUGCACAAAUCCCUAGAGCGAAUGAUGGCUCCUCAGAGAAGGACCUUGGCCAACACCCAAGGGGACAUGUGGCCUUGCCCCCAGGGGUGAAAUUUAAAGGUGGCCAAGGAGGCAACUGGGAAAGGACUGGACCUGUGAGGAGGCAGCUGGCCAUGAGGAAGGAGAGCCUCGGGAAGCUCAGGGGAUAGCGUCUCACCCAGAUGGGAGACACAUCUGCCUGUGUGGUUUGGCUCUCGCUGUUCUGUGGGGCUUGCAGUGUCCCUGCCCGGCUUCCCUCCCUGUCUCCUCUAGGGCUCCAUCUAAUGAGAUGAUGAAUGGCGCUCAGUCGUCAGGUGGAAACAGUUGUUACUAGGUUGGCCUUCAACCCCCUCCCUCAGUGGCUGUAAAGCACUGCUAUUAAAGUGUGGUCUGGACCAGCAGCAUCCGCAUCAUCUGGGAGCUUGUUAGAAAUGCAGUCUCAGGCCCCUCCCUCAUCCCCCUAAAUCAGAACCUGUAUUUCAGCAAGACUCCCAGGUGAUUCAUGCGCACGUGAAAGGUUGAGAAGCAGUGCUUGAGGAGAUAGCGCAAGCUACUUUGAGACCAAGCAGAUUCCCCCCUUCCCUCCCUCGGGAAAGUGGCAUUAUGCUCAAUUCAUUUAAAUUAAAAUAUUUUGGCUAGGUCAUACUUAAAUGACUCAAAAUUUAAGAGGUACAAAAGAACAGAAGUGAAAAGCUUCCCUCCCACCCGUUCCCGGAGGCAACCUGUGUUACCAAUUCCAAGAGGCUCACCUGUCUUGCUGAGAAUCCACUGGGUUACUCACGCCUUCCCUCAGGAAAUGAACUUUUCCUGCCGCCUGCAGUCAGACCAAGUCUCCUCUGUCAGAUGCAAGAGAAUAUGCUGGGCUAGGGAGCCGGCUGGCUGGCUCGCUUCUCCCGCUGCACUGGCUGAGGAGCCCCAGCGAAAACACAAGGGGAGGGGUCUAGAACUCAAUCAUGGUUGUUGAAACCAGCUGGCAGCCCAGGCCUGCAGUGCUGCCCGUCACCCAGCAAGC
This is a messenger RNA of Aethalodelphis obliquidens (Pacific white-sided dolphin), 3144 nucleotides long. RefSeq names its product purinergic receptor P2X 5 (gene P2RX5). Gene Ontology annotation, biological process: response to ATP; calcium ion transmembrane transport. The transcript is spliced from 12 exons. The record is from RefSeq and is a predicted model, not a curated record. Lineage: Eukaryota; Metazoa; Chordata; Mammalia; Artiodactyla; Delphinidae. Bases 432 to 1571 code for a protein of 379 amino acids. Gene Ontology annotation, cellular component: plasma membrane. Gene Ontology annotation, molecular function: ATP binding; extracellularly ATP-gated monoatomic cation channel activity; purinergic nucleotide receptor activity.